Colletotrichum navitas is the source of this 1072-nucleotide messenger RNA. RefSeq lists its product as uncharacterized. Lineage: Eukaryota; Fungi; Ascomycota; Sordariomycetes; Glomerellales; Glomerellaceae. The coding region runs from base 294 to 989 and encodes 231 amino acids. The record is from RefSeq and is a predicted model, not a curated record. The transcript has a single exon.
AAACAGCGGUCUAAAGGGUUACAGCGAGGGCCGAGCUUCGUGGGAGCGACGAGUGGAAACGAGUGUAACGCUGGAGGCGGGCAGCGUCUCCGGAUGCGCGAGGGGCCCUUCUUGGUGAACCGCGAAGUGGGUCUGGGAUGUCUUAGUAAGACGACGACGGCCCGUCAGUUGCACAGUAAUCAAGAGGGGGGUUAGGUUUAACCGGGGCAACGCGCAUACCCUUUUGUUGAGAGAAAACAGCGGCGCACGAGUACGGUCCGGCGACAUGAAUCAAUGGGGGUUUCUUUAUUGCCAUGAUGCGAAGUAAAAGUAGAUGUUCGCUUCUUUGGCGAAAGCCGGCGGCUCUUGUCGCGGAAGGUCGCUUGUUUACUGCCCCCAAUUCUGGAGAACUGGAGAUGACGACGGCUCACGGCCGCGGCAAGCGGGGGGCCAAACCCCAACCCCCCUUGCCGUGCGUCUACAUGCACACUAUUACAGUACGGAGUACUUGGGUACAUCUCUCUAUCUUACCAAGGAUGACAUAUCCCUUGCCGAUGCUGCUGAAGCAGGUGCCCAUCCCUCACACGUGGCUGUUGUUUAGCAGAGGCCGUAAUGGCGAUAUUCUACGGUAUAUACGUGCGUGGAUGUUUGCACAAGACACAUCCGUGCGCAGACUGAUCCAGCAUAGCAUCGCAUCGCAUCGUGACGUGGUGGGAAGGGGAAGAGGGAGGCAUGGCCGGCGGCGAGGUCCGUGGAGUAAGAGUAUGCCAACCGCAUCUGGGCUGCAGUCAGACAGGCACUUGGACAGAAGAGGCCCGAGUGAUAGGGCAGCCUGGUGGCCAGCAACAACGAUAAGCGAACUGCAACGACGAAAUACGCAGAAUAUUCGUUUCUGGCCCAGGGCGGGGGUCAAGAGGAGAGGAGAGAUGGACAGACGUGGGCAAAAGGAUGAGAACAACGAUGUCGGCACAUCCCAGCUGAGACUCAGCCGGACCAGGCAAGCCUACUAGGUACCUAGACAUGUACCUCUUACACCUCCAGUACGUACCUACCGCCCAGCCCAGUUCAAUCCAGUCGCGUUGCAAUUCUCUAA